AGCAUCCGACUGUGCGCGCGCCUGUGUGUGCUGCUGCCGCUGUCAUCACAGAUGUACCCCCAGCUGUCACUCCGUCGCUGGGCUCGCUCGCGCACACGCACGCUCUCCUCCCUUACCCCUCGCUUCCCUUCCUCCUAUCUGUCUCUCUCCGGCCCUCCCUCUUCCCUUCUCAGUUUGUUAUUGACCCGGCAGCCCCAUCCCCUCGUCCCCUGGCAGCGCAGCGCCGCGGGCUCUCCACCUCCUGCGCUGGGCGCUGUGUGCCAGCUCCCUGCUCCCGGCGAAUCCCUCUCCAGCUUUGGAGCCCCCUGCUUGGUGGUGGUGUCUGCAUUUGUAGCUGCCUGAUCUAAGGGCUCAGGUCCGGAGAAAGAAGCUGCUGCAGCAUGAACCCCUGAGCUGAUGAGUUUUAUUAUAGACCGGCUGGUGGAGGACAGAGCAUUGCACUUCACCUCCAAGGCCGAAGCAGGGGGUUGCCUGGUGGCCCACACCUGACUGACCUGCUGGCAGACACUGCGACAGGUCUGGUUUCCUUCCUGGGGCCAUGGACUGACAAGCAGCACACACCAAGGGGCACCUCUCUGCCCGGAGCUGCGGAGAGCUCUGAGUUCACCAUGCUGGCGCUGGGCAGUGGCCUUGAGCCGAGGACCCGGCAGAUCUCCUGGAUCACUUGCUGGAUCGCUCUCUAUGCUGUGGAGGCCCUCCCCACCUGCCCUUUCUCCUGCACCUGUGACAGCCGCAGCCUGGAGGUGGACUGCAGUGGCCUAGGCCUCACCACAGUGCCCCCGGAUGUGCCCGCAGCCACCCGAACCCUCUUGCUCUUGAACAAUAAACUGAGUGCCCUGCCAAGCUGGGCCUUCGCCAACCUGUCCAGCCUGCAGCGGUUGGACCUGUCCAACAACUUCCUGGACCAGCUGCCCAGCUCUGUUUUUGAGGACCUGGCCAAUCUGACAGAGCUGCAGCUGCGCAAUAACAGCAUCAGGACCCUGGACAGGGACCUGCUGCAGCACUCCCCUCGACUCCGCCACCUGGACCUGUCCAUCAACGGCCUGGCCCAGCUGCCUCCGGGGCUUUUCGAUGGACUCCCUGUUCUUCGCUCCCUCUCACUUCGCUCCAACAGACUGCAGAGCCUGGACCGGCUGACAUUCGAGCCCCUGGUGAGCUUGCAGCUAUUGCAGGUCGGGGACAAUCCCUGGGAGUGUGACUGUAACCUGCGGGAGUUCAAGCACUGGAUGGAGUGGUUCUCCUAUCGAGGGGGACGCCUGGACCAGCUUGCCUGCACCCUACCCAAAGAGCUGAGGGGGAAGGAUAUGCGCAUGGUUCCCAUGGAGAUGUUCAACUAUUGCUCCCGGCUGGAGGAUGAGAACAGCUCCCCUGGGCUCGAUGCUCCUGGGCCACCCUGCACCAAGGCCAGCCCAGAACCUGCCAAGCCCAAGCCCGGGGCUGAGCCUGAGCCAGAGCCCAGCACAGCCUGCCCUCAGAAGCAGAGGUACAGGCCGGUGAGCGUGCGGAGAGCCAUUGGCACGGUGAUCAUCGCGGGAGUUGUUUGCGGCAUCGUGUGCAUCAUGAUGGUGGUGGCCGCGGCCUACGGCUGCAUCUAUGCCUCGCUCAUGGCCAAGUACCACCGGGAGCUCAAGAAGCGCCAGCCCCUGAUGGGGGACCCUGAGGGUGAGCAUGAAGACCAGAAGCAGAUCUCUUCUGUGGCCUGAGAGCCCGCCUGCCUGGCCCAGGUAGGCAGGGUAGGGAGAGCACAACGGGGCUUGCUCUGGAAAGGCUGGUCCUUCCCCUCCAUCACAGUCCCUGCCUCGGCUUGACACUGGCCACUGCCUGUCCCAGUUCCUUCCAGCCCUCCAGCAGACCAGCCACGGUAUGGUCAUCUCCAUGAACUUCCAAGUCUCCCUGGAGGUCGCCAUUGUGCUGAAGGCUCCUGUGGGUGCUCCUCUCUGGCCACCAAACCUUUGGAGGACUCUCCUGGAACUUCUGGCCACGGGGAUGAAAAGAUGUGUACGCAAGAGGAGCCUUGUCACAGCUGGGUGACUCUUCCUACCUCUUGCUCAUUCAUUUCCACUUCAACUGCAUCUCGGGGUUGGGGAGUAAGGGAUAUGGGGGCCAAGGAUAGAUUUCUGUGGCUCUUUUUUUUUUUAACUAGAAAGAUAUUCUUAACCCCCCUGCAGUGGAACGCUGGGUCCAACUUCCAACAGUGUACUAAUGUGCAAACACACCAACCUGUAAUCUGGACCUAGUACUUAGAAAUACAACGCUGUGAUUACAACAUCCUCCCUUGGCAAUGCCAGUAUGUCCCUGGGUCUGCUAUAGACCACACUGACCAUAAUAGUUCCGGCUUCCUCACUUUCACACACACUCGGAACACCACCAUCACAGUCACAUAGAUUGAAAUCUCCCACACACACACUCACACACUCACACACUCAUAGAGUUCAGUGGAGACAGGUAGGGGUCUCCUUGAAUCCCUGGCCCUGAGACCACAGAACCUCUUGCUUCCUGACUGCAGUCUUCUCAAGUCCAUUGGCCGGGGGGAGAGGAUCCUAAAUUGGUAACAUGGGGUUCCUUUGAGAUCCUGUAAAGUGGGCCACAGUGGUGCUGCUGGAUGAGCCUGCCCGUCACCAUGGCAACCUGCUCACACCUCCCCUGCUGGGUUUUCCAGGGACUGGCCCAGAGGCCCAGAGGCUGCUGCCUCUGUGAAUGGCAGCCUCUUGAGAGCCCAGCCACAUAUUCGGGGUGUUUCCUCUGAGCUGCCAGGUUUGUCCUCAUUGCCAGGCCCCAGGGAGCACCCUCCACUUUCAGCCCUGUAGGCUGCGGCCUCGGCUCUGCCCCUCUGCACCUCCCACUCCCUCCGUCCCCAGCAUCUUCUGCCUGUGACCUCAGGGCUGGGCCUGGGCUGUGCUGUGGUCCUCCUUGGGGAAAGCAGGUGGCAGGCAGAUGGCAGAGUGGUCCUUGAAGAGGCUCACUGCUCAACACAUUGCUACAGACGCCAGGGGCAGGAAAGGACCACCACAUUCCGUGCAGAGGCCUCAGCGCUGAGAUUUCCUUCUUGGGUGAACAUGGUGGUUUGUUUGCUUAAUAGGGCUUCUAAUUGCAGCUGGACUGUGGUCCAACUCAGAGGGUGGUCCAGGGACAGAGACACCUGCCCCCAGUCAAGUAGGUUUCAGGGUAUUUGCCUCCUGUUCGAGGCUGCCCCCUCCUUAGGAGUCUGAUGUCUGGUGAGUACCUGGGUCUCGCUGCUGCUGGACCCCACUUUGAAGGUAUCAGAGCAGGACAGGGCAGGUCCUGCUGGCCUGCUCCUCCCAACCCUCCCUACUCAAAGGGGGGGUGGUGGAUGGGGUGCAUGGAGAGCCUUUAAGAAGGUCGUCUCCAGCAGGUGGACAGAGGGCCCCUUGGCAGGCUGCUUAUCUGGAUUGCAUGCCCCCUUGGCUAGGGGCACAGUCUUCCUUUCCCUUUGGGCUUGUAGGCUGAUACCAGAUCUGGGAGUUUUCUAAAGGGACUGGGGGCGGGGAGGGAAGGGUGUUGUCAGUGGUGGUAUCUUUAGCCUGAGGCAGAAGAUUUUUAAAGGCAAAAUUAUAUUUCUGGUUUGUUGUUUCAGAAGACCAAUAAAGACUGUAUUUUCCUAUGUA
Chinchilla lanigera (long-tailed chinchilla) is the source of this 3626-nucleotide messenger RNA. RefSeq names its product leucine-rich repeats and transmembrane domains 2 (gene Lrtm2). The record is from RefSeq and is a predicted model, not a curated record. Gene Ontology annotation, molecular function: protein binding. Gene Ontology annotation, cellular component: plasma membrane. Bases 609 to 1703 code for a protein of 364 amino acids. Lineage: Eukaryota; Metazoa; Chordata; Mammalia; Rodentia; Chinchillidae. The transcript is spliced from 5 exons.